Cylindrotheca closterium is the source of this 879-nucleotide messenger RNA. The record is from the annotation of a GenBank genome assembly. NCBI's taxonomy places the organism in Eukaryota, Bacillariophyta, Bacillariophyceae, Bacillariales, Bacillariaceae.
AUGAAGGAUCAUCAAGCCCACGAUAAGAUCAAGCAUGCUAUCUUCCCAAAGGAUCCCAUGCAGUUCCGUGAGAUGGUCAAUGGUAUGCGGGUAUUCUGCUGUGUAGUGUUUGGGAAAACUCAUCCACUGACAGCCGUGUACAAAAAGUUUGCAAAGAAUGUGGAUUCGGUCGCACAAAAAAUGGGAGUGUCCCAGCAGGAGCGAGCACUCGAGCGAUUUCUCUUCGGAAUCUAUUCCCAAAUUGAUCGUUGCUUUGAGCGUUUGGUAAGAUCCGGCAUGAACGCAGAAGAAAACCUACCCAACUUGGGCACCUACAUGGAGACAUGCUACCAUGGAGGAAGCCUACCAGAGUCAAACUUGUUUGUUGUUGCCAAGGACUCUGUCGGACUUGGUGGCACAGGAGACAAGACUGAGAGUCAGCUGAAGAGAGAGAAGGAAAGGGCCCAGAAGAAGAGCCUGAGCGAAUCAGUAAAAAAUCCUGACAUGAACAAAGAACAUCGCUACACCGGAAGAACUACUACUGAGUUAAUCAAACGGACAGGCGAACAGCCUUCAAAGCACGCAAACGGGAAGGAUUUGUGCCUCAUUUGGCACACAAAGGGCGAAUGCAAGGAGAACUGUGAACAUGAUGCUGCACCAGACAUUGAUAAGCUUCCGCAUCCUGCCGCACCAAUGCUAUACCGAGUAAUGAAAAAUGGGGCUCCUGUGGUGGUUCAUUCGGAGCCAUGGGGCCAGAGCCAACUCGACAUGCAAGUCGCUCGGGGCUGUCACUCAUCAGCAAACGAAUUCAAAGAGUUUCUGAUGGAGGAGUUUUUGGAUUUUGGAAGGAAGGGAUUUUGGAUCCUACUUCCAUAUGACGCCAUCAAGGACGAGAAAGGA